CUGCUCUCAUUCGCGAUUCUCCGCCGCAGCAGCCGGAAAGUGGAAAACUCGUGGACCGUAGAAGAUUCUCCCAGAAAUGACGUCCUCUUUAAACGCAUCCUUACUGGCCACUGUGGCUACUUCGAUUCCGGAAUCCCAGUUCAUAUUUAACUCCACACACUACUUUGUACUGGCCCUGAUGCUGAGCAUCUCGGCCGCAAUUGGAGUAUACUUUGGAUUCUUUGCCAAGGGGGAGGACACCACCGAGGAGUAUCUGAUGGGUGGCAAGCGGAUGAAGACCAUUCCCAUUGCCAUUUCCCUGGUGGCCAGUCAACUAUCGGCCAUAUCCAUAAUGACUAUUCCGGCGGAGAUGUACGCCUACGGAAUAAAUUGGGUUUUCAACGUAGUCUGUAUGUUGUUUGUGGUGCCGAUUUUAAACUACGUGGUGAUCCCAGUUUUCUACAACAAUAACAUUACCAACUGCUACGAGUAUCUGGAGAUGCGAUUUAGCCGUAAAGUUCGGGGCCUGCAGACGUUUAUAUUCAUUGCGACUUUAUUUUUCAUGCUGCCCAUUUUUAUUUUUGUUCCUUCGUUGGCAUUUUCCCAAGUUACUGGAUUCAAUGUUCAUAUCAUAAACAUAAUUGUCUGCGGCAUCUGUGUUUUCUAUACAAUGUUUGGAGGCAUAAAGGCCGUGGUAUGGACGGAUGUUAUUCAAGCCGCUAUAAUGGUAAUCUCUGUGAUUUUGGUGGGAGUUUUGGGUGCCCAUCGAGUUGGUGGCCUCUCCGAAGUUCUUCGGAUUGCUGGAGAGGGUGGCCGCUUGGAUGUAAACUAUAAUUUUGAUUUGUCAACACGAGCCACCUUCUGGAAUAUUUUUUCUUCAGCCACAAUUCUCUGGGCGGGAAAUGCUGGACUAAAUCAAAGCUGUGUCCAGCGAAUCGUGUCUCUUCCUUCGUUGUCCCAUGCCAGAAGAUCCUUGGUCAUCUUUGGAUUCGGCUUCAUUGUCAUUAUGUUCUUCAAUUGCUUUACGGGCAUCGUGAUGUAUUCCCGUUUCCACGACUGUGAUCCCAUCGCAAUUGGGCAAGUGUCCAAACUGGACAAAAUGGUUCCCUAUUUCGUACAGGACACAGUGGGACACAUCUGGGGCAUGCCGGGUGUCUUUAUAUCCUGCGUGUUCAGUGCUGCUCUGAGCACUCUCUCCGCCAGCAUUAAUUCCCUCGGCGGGGUGGUGUACUUUGAUUACAUAAAGCCACAUAUCAACCACACCGAGCACAAGGCCAACGUGAUCAUGAAAAUCUUUGUGCUCAUCGCGGGAAUCCACUGUGUAUUUGGCGGCAUGGUGGUUGACAAGUUCAGUUCCAUCUUCCAGGUAGUCUACUCCAUUGUUGGAGUUAGCUUCGGAGCCAACUGUGGGGUGUUCCUGCUGGGCAUGUUGAUUCCCAAGGCUCAUGAAAAGGCUGCCCUGAGUGGAGUAGCGGCCAGUAUAGCCUCCAUCCUCUCCAUCGUAAUUCUCAGCUGGGGACGUAACCAGUAUGAUCCUAUAAGCCAAAGCACCGAGGGAUGUCCAGCUAACAUGCUGAAUACAACGUUCUCGGCGGAUUCGAUCCUUCAUACUCAGAAGGAACAGGAGUCUAGCAUCCUAGAUCUCUCCUUCAAUUGGUACGUGGCCGUGGGAUUUCUCAUCACUUGGCUAGUGGCCCUUCCUCUCAGUUUUAUCCUCAAGGAAAAAUCGGAUGCUAAACGGAAUCCCAAGCUGCUUUCGCCGGUGAUUCGUCCAUUUGUCAACUAUGAGCUGACUCAAAUGGAGGAGCCUCGCGAAAUAAAACUGGAAAUUUUAGAAAAGAAUUAUGGAUAAAAAUUUAAAUUAGACCUGAAUAUAUUAAUACAAUCGAUUAAAUGUAGUAUAUAAAUAUAAUUAUUAUUAAAACAAAAUUGA
This is a messenger RNA of Drosophila ananassae, 1912 nucleotides long. RefSeq names its product sodium-coupled monocarboxylate transporter 2. Gene Ontology annotation, molecular function: symporter activity. Bases 77 to 1831 code for a protein of 584 amino acids. The record is from RefSeq and is a predicted model, not a curated record. Gene Ontology annotation, biological process: transmembrane transport; sodium ion transport. Gene Ontology annotation, cellular component: membrane. Lineage: Eukaryota; Metazoa; Arthropoda; Insecta; Diptera; Drosophilidae. The transcript has 7 exons.